Messenger RNA from Vicugna pacos (alpaca), 2684 nucleotides. The record is from RefSeq and is a predicted model, not a curated record. NCBI's taxonomy places the organism in Eukaryota, Metazoa, Chordata, Mammalia, Artiodactyla, Camelidae.
CUAAAGCGUUUGAUGGACAGUGAGCAUGCGUACCAGGUCUGAAGUAGCUAAAUUGACAUCGAACAUGCGUAAUUAGCCUUUCUGAAUAGGGAAAAAAGAAAAAAAAAUUCCCCCCAGCCCAAAACCCACAACAAAUCUCUCCGUUUGUAGAACAUGCGCAUUCGUAGUCUGUAGCUUUUUUUUUUCCAUUGAAUGUGAGCAUGCGCAUAGUGAGAGGGAAGGCGUUCUGAAGUUUGAACCGGACAGAAACGGCUGGUCCUGGUGCUGUCAGUUGCUCACUUUUUUGAGGAGAUAGGCCUAGUUUGUGUCUCAGUAUGUCAAUAGUAACAGUGCAACUUGGCCAGUGUGGCAAUCAGAUUGGUUUUGAAGUGUUUGAUGCUUUAUUUAGUGACUCACACUGUCCCCAGAAAUUCUGCUCUAAAAGAGAGAAUGAGGCAUAUCAAGCAUCUUGCAAAGAAAGAUUCUUCAGUGAGGAGGAAAAUGGAGUUCCAGUUGCCCGUGCUGUACUGGUUGACAUGGAACCUAAAGUUAUCAAUCAAACACUGUCAAAGGCUGCCCAUUCUGGCCGUUGGAAAUAUGGCCAGCAUUCACACUUCUGUCAAAAACAAGGUUCUGGAAACAACUGGGCAUAUGGUUACUCUGUCCAUGGACCCAGGCAUGAAGAAUCUAUAAUGAACCUCAUCCAGAAGGAAGUGGAGAAAUGCGACUCUUUGAGUGGUUUUUUCAUCGUAAUGAGUAUGGCUGGAGGCACAGGAUCAGGGCUGGGAGCCUUCCUUACACAGAACUUACAAGAUCAGUACUCAAAUUCUUUGAAAAUGAAUCAGAUUAUAUGGCCUUAUGGAACUGGUGAGGUUAUUGUUCAGAACUACAACUCCAUUUUGACUCUUUCUCACUUGUACCGAUCUUCAGACGCCCUCCUUGUCCAUGAGAAUGAUGCUGUUCAUAAGAUCUGUGCGAAGCUGAUGAAUAUCAAGCAGAUCUCCUUUCGUGAUAUAAAUCAAGUCCUCGCACAUCAGCUGGGAAGUGUGUUCCAGCCUACUUACUCUGGGGAAGGCUCAUUUCACUACAGAAGAAAUCCACUAGACUUAAUGGAGGAUUUGGUUCCCCAUCCAGAAUUCAAGAUGCUGGGUGUUCGUAACAUUCCUCAAAUGUCUGAGAAUUCCCUGGCAUACAGCACGUUUACUUGGGCUGGCCUCCUCAAGCAUUUGAGACAGAUGCUCAUUUCUGAUGCGAAAAUGGAAGAAGGUAUUGAUUGGCAGGUACGGCCUCCUCUAUCAGGACUUCCUACUCUUGGAAAAAUGCCUCUCACCAAGGAGUUUCAUUUUAACACUUCCAUUGCUAACUUGGUCAUCCUUCGUGGGAAAGAUGUGCACAGUGCGGAUCUGGGGGCGUUUAAAGAUCCAGCUCUCUAUACUUCCUGGUUAGAGCCUGUUACCGCUUUCAACGUGUGGAAGACCCAGCGAGCCUUCAGCAAAUAUGAGAAGUCUGCAGCGUUGGUCAGCAAUAGCCAGUCCUUAGUAAAACCACUGGAUAUGAUUGUAGGCAAAGCGUGGAAUAUGUUUGCUUCAAAAGCCUACCUUCAUCAGUAUACAAAAUUUGGAAUUGAAGAAGAGGACUUUUUGGACGGUUUCGCAUUGUUAGAACAGGUUAUUGCCAGUUACAGGAACCUCUGAUUUUGAGCAAAGGGGAAGAAGUACUUAAGUCAUUUUUGGACUAAAAUAUUUUUGACACUUUUCUCUGUAAGUUUUUCAAAUUCCUAUCUGCUAAAGUAACAAAAUUAAAUGCUGAUUCCUCCUGCAUAGUACACCCACAGAAAAGGAGGGAAAUCUUUUAAAUGGAGCAUGUUUUCAAAGAAAACAUCUACUUGGUUGUUUUCCUUUGUAAGAAAAAAAAUGGUGCUUCUUUAAAAAACUUUGGGAACACUGCUAAGAUAUUGGAACUCUGGAGCUUUCCAAAAAAGGGAAUAUUCUUUGUCCUCAUGUUCAUAAAACUUCUCUCUUCAUUCCAAACAAGCAUUCACUAAAUAUGAGCUAAACUUGUACAGCACAAUUUGAAGCUAAGGAAUUGUUAAUUCUGUAUUUAAAGGUAAUCAUCUUUGAAGUGAAUGCUUUGAACCACAAGAGGGAGCUGUUGUCAAAUAGUGUGAAUAUCUAUUUUGACUAUUAUUCUGUAACAGGGUAAGAUUUUCUUUUCUUUUUAAUUUGGGGGGGGUAAUUAAGUUUAUUUAUUUUUUAGAGGAGGUACUGGGGAUUGAACCCAGGAUCUUGUGCAUGCUAAGCAUGAGCUCUACCACUUGAGCUAUGCCUUCCGCUCCAAGAUUUUCUACUUUAGGCAACUAUUUAAAAAUAAAUGUCAGGAUUUUGUUAAUAAAUGUAUAUCAGGCUUUAAUACAAAGAUGAAUAAGUAAAUGUUUACUUUGUUUGCUUUUCUUAAAUUUUCAGGGCAUCCAAAAAUUGCAAUUUUCUUUUAGAUCUUAGAAUGCCAGAGCAGGAACUGAUAUUAUUCGAUCAGUGUUUUAAAAUUACAGGUAUUUGACUGAUGCGGAAGAUGGUUAUGCCUUUCAGUAAGAGGGGUAAGAGCUUUCACCGAAAUUUCACUAAGUUGAGAAAAUAUCACCAAGGAAAUACCAUGCUGGAUGAAACUGACACGUACAAAUGUGGGUUUACUCAGAAGGACAAACACAU